Molecule: messenger RNA, 2653 nt
Organism: Esox lucius (northern pike)
Lineage: Eukaryota; Metazoa; Chordata; Actinopteri; Esociformes; Esocidae
Product: piggyBac transposable element-derived protein 4
Exons: 3
Coding region: 39-2033 (664 amino acids)
Source: RefSeq, a predicted model, not a curated record
GAUAACAACAAUAACAUAUAGUUGAAGUUGAUUCUACUAUGGCUAGCGACACAGAGAUCAUGGGUGACUUAGAUAGCAACGAAGAAGGAUCCAGUUGCUCUGGUGGUAGUUACUUUAGAGACGAAGACUUUAACUGCGAUAGCGAGGACGGGCUGGAUCCAUAUGACGAUGUUCUUGAUUGGGAAGAGGAGGACUCGAUUGAAUCAGCUGGCGACACUCCACCCAGAGUCAAUCAAAAGAAGGACAGUGAAUCUGAGUCCCCAGAAGAACCAUGUGUUGAAACUGAAGAAACUUCACAUCCAGAACAACAUUUUAGCACAUCAGCUAAGAGGUCAAAAAACACCCACUGUCCACUAAAAAGAAAGCUGGCCUCAUUCCCGAAGAAGUCCAAAGUACCACGUCUCUCAACCCACAGAAAAACCCCUCCCUUCCCAUCAGAGUCAGAGGAGCCAUCCCAGCCCUGGAAAACCAAGGAAGACCCUGAUGAAGGUCCAAAGUCUUUGAGUUUUUCCCCCAGAAGACCCCCUGGAUCACAAUUAGAUCCUUCAUCUGUUUUCUCACCGUUAGAGCUCUUCAAAACCUUUUUUUCCAAGUCCACUGUCAGAACCCUCUGUGAAAAUACCAACAGCCAUGCAGCUAAAAACAUCUGUAAGGGCAAGAAAUUCAGGUGGACAGAUAUUACUCCAAAGGAGUUUUACAAAUUUCUUGGGUUGGUCCUUUUCAUUGCGCAGAUUAAGGCAAGAGCUAUCGGCGAUUAUUGGAAAAAAAAUUCAAUCUUCUCAAUUCCAUUUCCAGGAACUGUAAUGAACAGGGAUAGAUACAGAAUCAUAUCGUGGAACAUUCACAUGAGUGAUCCUGAUGAGGACGUUAUCAAUGAUCGUAAGAAGGGUACCCCCGAAUAUGACAAGUUAUUCCGUCUAAAACCAUUAAUGGAUGAGAUUCGUCUUGCUUGUAAGGCAUCAUACCACCCACACAGAAACGUGGCUGUAGAUGAACGCAUGGUGGCUUCAAAAGCAAGAAAUGGGUUGAGUGAAUACAUCAAGGCAAAGCCUAAUACAUUUGGCUUCAAGUUGUUUGUUUUAGCUGAUUCCAGCAAUGGUUACACAGUGGAUUAUGCUGUGUAUAUAGGCAAGAACACGUUCCCCUUUGGUUUUGGAAUUUGUUAUGAUGCAGUGAUGUCACUUGUUAAGCCAUCCUUUCUUGGGUCUGGUUACCAUGUGUACCUGGACAAUUACUACUCCAGCCCAAAACUGUUCAAGGACUUGUUUGACAUUAAAAUGGGAGCGUGCGGUAUCAUGCGUGAAGGCAGACAGGGUUUCCCAAAAUCUACAGAAAACGCCCUAACCAAGAAGUCCCCAAGGGGAACUCUGCGAUGGAUCAGGGAGGGUUCUUUACUGUUUGUGAAGUGGAAGGAUGCCCGGGACGUGUCCGUGGGAUCCACCAUUCAUAAAGCCUACGGAGGGGAAACCAUUAAACGAAAAAAGAAGAAUGGAAAAGGGUCUGUCAAUUCCAUUCCAGUUCCAACAGCGAUUUCACAAUACAAUAAGUACAUGGGAGGGGUUGACUUAUCAAAUCAGCUGAUCACAUACUUCUCAGCACACCGCACAACAAAAAGUUGGUACCGCACUCUCUUCUACCAUUUUGUGGACAUUGCUACGACUAACAGCUACAUCAUUCACAAGGAGAUGUGUAAGGCCAACAACAUGACGCCAAUGACCCACAAGGAAUUCAUGGAGCAGCUUGUUGCUCAGCUCUGUGAGGUGUCUCUUGACACCAAGGCCAAACCGAAGAGCACUGGACACACGCCUGUUCCCAUGAAGAUUGCGAAAGACAGAAGCCAGAGAGCUUCAGUCGGACGACAGAGAUGUAAAUUGUGCCAUAUAGAAGGUCGGAGAAAUGACACUCCCUGGAAAUGUAAUGAGUGUGAGGUGCCACUCUGUGUCAUUGCAGACAGGAACUGCUUCCACGUUUGGCACAACCUUAACGAACAUCCACUCGCUCCUAUUGAGAAUCAGUCUUCUGAUUCAGAGUAAAAGUAAUCAAGUGAAAUGGCAGCAGUUUGCCAAGUCUGAAUGAGUAGGACAAAGUUACAGUUAGUUUGUUUUUUGGGACUUAUUUAGAUGUUGUCUUCUGGAUUUAUCCAGAGCACCAAUAAGGUAAUUCAACUACAUGGAACUCAGCCACACCAUGUAACAUUACAAUCAUACAAAAUCAUACCUAAUACCCCAACAGGGCUUGUAAAGAUGCUAUUUGAUAUUGUAUACUGUAAGAUUAGUUGAUUUUAUGUUGUUUAUUAUUCCUUUAUUUACUUUGUUGUUAUAAUUAGUGUUUGGACAACAGGAAGAGUAGCUGUUGCUUUGGCAAGAGCUUAUAGGAAUAUAUUUUAAUACUUACAUAACCUGACUUUUCACUCUAACAAACAUUUAUUUUGAGGAUUCAUGAGACGCUGACUGUACAUAAAUGAACUAAAACGGUUCGUAGUGAAACUUUUUGACAAAUAACCUAGUAACUGACUGCAGUAUCUAAGAAUAAUUUGCAAUUGUCCUAGACAAUAUGUAUUUCUCCUUUCCACUGUGAAGUGAUGAUAUAUUUUCUAAAGACCAACGAGCUUAAUGUGCCUCAGAAAAAGUGAAUAAAGUCAUCCUAAACCACU